AUGAUGGAUGAGGAACAACUCCUUGACUACGAAGAGGAGAACGAGGACACGAACCGUGUUACCGAGAAAGGCGAAAAUGGCGCUGGAGAUGGGAAGAAGAAAGUGAAGGGCACAUAUGCCUCAAUCCACAGCAGCGGUUUCCGCGACUUUCUUCUAAAGCCGGAGUUGCUUCGAGCGAUUGUUGAUUGCGGUUUUGAACAUCCUUCUGAAGUUCAACACGAAUGCAUUCCUCAAGCGAUCCUUGGUAUGGACAUUGUUUGUCAGGCCAAAUCUGGAAUGGGAAAGACGGCAGUAUUUGUGCUUGCCACUCUUCAGCAACUUGAGCCAACUGAUGGAGAGGUUAAAGUUCUUGUGAUGUGUCACACUCGCGAACUUGCUUUCCAAAUUUCAAAGGAAUACGAGCGUUUCAGCAAGUAUAUGUCCAGCGUGAAGGUGGCUGUUUUCUUUGGAGGCAUGCCAAUCAAGAAGGACGAAGAAACUUUGAAAAGCAACUGCCCUCACAUUGUCGUUGGCACACCUGGUCGUACCCUUGCCUUAGCCCGUUCUGGAGCUCUCAACUUGAAGAAAGUUAAAUUUUUUGUCUUGGACGAAUGCGACAAGAUGAUCGGAGAUCUUGAUAUGCGUCGUGACGUGCAAGAGAUUGUUCGAAUGACCCCAAAGGAAAAGCAAGUGAUGAUGUUCAGCGCAACUUUACCCAAGGAGCUCCGCGUCGUGUGCAAGAAGUUUAUGCAAGAUCCUAUGGAAGUCUAUGUGGAUGAUGAAGCAAAACUCACUCUUCACGGAUUGCAACAACAUUAUGUGAAGCUAAGAGAAGCCGACAAGAACCGAAAACUGCUGGAGCUCUUGGAUUUGCUUGAAUUCAAUCAGGUUGUGAUCUUCGUGAAGAGCGUUCAACGUUGUGGUGCCCUUCAUGGUCUUCUUGUCGAACAAAACUUCCCCUCGAUCGCAAUUCAUCGCCAGAUGCCUCAAGAAGAACGUCUCUCUCGCUACCAGGCUUUCAAGGACUUCCAGAAGCGUAUUCUCGUCGCUACCGACCUUUUUGGACGCGGGAUGGAUAUUGAGCGUGUAAACAUCGUUUUCAACUACGACAUGCCUGAAGGCUCUGACUCUUACCUUCAUCGUGUUGCUCGUGCCGGUCGUUUUGGAACAAAAGGACUGGCCAUCACAUUCGUGUCGAACGAUGAUGAUGCAAAGGUCUUGAACAGUGUCCAAGAUCGUUUCGACAUCAGCGUCACCGAACUUCCCACCAACAUUGAAGUCUCAACCUACAUCGAGGGGCGAGCCGAA
Molecule: messenger RNA, 1287 nt
Organism: Mesorhabditis belari
Lineage: Eukaryota; Metazoa; Nematoda; Chromadorea; Rhabditida; Rhabditidae
Source: the annotation of a GenBank genome assembly